Kogia breviceps (pygmy sperm whale) is the source of this 1726-nucleotide messenger RNA. RefSeq names its product ring finger protein 34 (gene RNF34). Lineage: Eukaryota; Metazoa; Chordata; Mammalia; Artiodactyla; Physeteridae. The record is from RefSeq and is a predicted model, not a curated record. Gene Ontology annotation, cellular component: cytoplasm; plasma membrane. Gene Ontology annotation, biological process: protein K48-linked ubiquitination; negative regulation of extrinsic apoptotic signaling pathway via death domain receptors; proteasome-mediated ubiquitin-dependent protein catabolic process. Gene Ontology annotation, molecular function: ubiquitin protein ligase activity.
UUACGUCUGGACGCUGGGUCGCCUCGGGAGGCUCAGUAUCGCCGCCCAGAAGGAAGGAGGGCGGUUGUGCUAGGAUAUGCUAUGGUGCUGAAUUCCCGGGCAGAGCCGACCCAGACGCGUCAGUCGCGGCCAUGAAGGCGGGUGCCACGUCUAUGUGGGCUUCGUGCUGUGGGCUGCUGAAUGAAGUCAUGGGGACUGGAGCUGUCAGGGGCCAGCAGUCAGGAUUUGCAGGAGGCACUGGUCCAUUCAGAUUUACACCGAACUCUGAUUUUUCCACUUACCCACCAGCACCUACAGAAGGGCCUAAUAUAGUUUGCAAAGCCUGUGGACUUUCAUUUUCAGUCUUUAGAAAGAAGCAUGUAUGUUGUGACUGCAAGAAAGAUUUUUGCUCCGUUUGUUCGAUCUUACAAGAAAAUCUCCGUAGAUGUUCCACUUGUCACUUAUUACAAGAGACAGCUUUUCAGCGCCCUCAGUUAAUGCGACUGAAAGUGAAGGAUCUGCGGCAGUAUCUCAUUCUUAGAAACAUACCGAUCGAUACCUGUCGAGAGAAAGAAGACUUGGUAGAGCUGGUACUGUGUCACCGUGGGCUGGGCUCUGAGGACAGCCUGGACACAAGCAGUCUGAAUUCCUCAAGGUCCCAGACUUCGGGCUUUUUUACACAUUCAUUUUUUUCAAACUAUACAGCCCCAUCUGCUACUGUGUCUUCCUUUCAGGGAGAGCUUAUGGGUGGAAACCGGACCUUAGGAUCUGGAGUACUGGCACAGGUGCGAAGUGAAGUAGCUUCAGCAAACACAGAAGACGAUGAAGAUGAUGAUGACGCCGAUGACGCCGACGAGGAAGGAGGGAACCUGGAGGAGCAGACAUCCGGCCUCGCUGAGAAGAGAGUGAGAGCGUCUCUGUCCGACCUGUCAAGCCUUGAAGACGUGGGAGGGAUGAGCGUGCGCCAGCUCAAGGAAAUCCUGGCUCGGAAUUUUGUCAACUAUUCUGGCUGUUGUGAAAAAUGGGAGCUAGUAGAGAAAGUAAACCGGUUAUACAAAGAGAAUGAAGAAAAUCAAAAGUCAUAUGGUGAGCGGCUGCAACUGCAGGACGAGGAGGACGACAGCCUGUGCCGGAUCUGCAUGGACGCCAUCAUCGACUGCGUCCUGCUCGAGUGCGGGCACAUGGUCACCUGCACCAAGUGCGGCAAGCGCAUGAGCGAGUGUCCCAUCUGCCGGCAGUACGUGGUGCGCGCCGUGCAUGUGUUCAAGUCCUGAAGCCGAGGACCCCCCCAGGCUCGAUCCCAGACGUUUCAGUGCACGGAAGGGACUGGAAACUUCCUGUGCAAAAUUUGAAGCUAUUUUUUAAAAUUAUUUUCACGACUAACUGGGGACGGGAAAGAUUCCUCCUAAGUUGCAGCAACACUGGUCCAUGCCGUAUGCCUGUCAGCUGGAGGACUGGCUCCGUUUCCCAGUCUCUGCUGGGCUUCUUCACACAUCUCUGAUUACUAAUCGCUGAAGUCAGACCGCUUAUGGCAUCAGCUACUGUUCUCUUUGGAGGACAUUUAUCCUGUUCUCUUAUUUCUCCUUCAUCCUAUUUUUAACUUAAACUACUCAGAUGUUUGAAACUUCUGCUCUCUUUGGAUGAGGUCACUGUCUGCAAAUGGCCGACAUGGUACACGCUGAACAGGGGCACCUCUGAAUGUUCAUUUUAUUAGUCAUGUAUAUUUUAAAUGCUACUAUUUGAUGAA